UUUUUGGUGGGACAGAGGUGGUGAGAUCCCUGCUGCCAUUUACAGUGCAUGUCCACUUUCAGAGACAAGGAGCAACGUGGGCAAGAAGAGCCUUGGUUAUUGAUUAAUACUCUGGAUGGAAGAUUUAGUAUCUGAAAGUAGAUGUAGAGGGGUAAUUGGUCAGUCCAGAACAGACGAAUUGCCUCCUUCUGCUGCUCUCAGUGUUGACUCAUCCUGCGGAUCCUGCCUGAAAAGCAUCAAGCGCUGGGUGCCUUUGGACUACAAGCAUGAAAUGGUUCAGCUUUUAAAACUUGCAGGUCCUGUGUUCAUUUCACAGUUGAUGAGCUUCCUGAUCGGCUUCGUCAGCGCGGUGUUCUGCGGUCACCUGGGAAAGACGGAGCUGGCAGGGAUGAUGUUAGCAAUGGCAGUCAUAAAUAUCACAAGUAUUUCCAUCGGCUAUGGUUUGAUAUCAACAUUUGAUACUCUCAUAACCCAGACUUAUGGAAGUGGUAACCUGAAGCGUGUAGGAGUGAUCCUCCAAAGAGGAGUUUUGAUCCUCCUCUUAGCCUGUUUCCCCUGCUGGGCUCUCCUUAUUAACACUCAGUCCAUUUUACUGGCUGUCAAGCAGAGCACGCAGGUUGCAAGACUGUCACAGCUGUAUGUGAAGAUCUUUAUGCCGGCUCUGCCAGCUGCCUUCAUGUACUAUCUGCAGGGGAGGUAUCUUCAGAAUCAGGGCAUCAUGUGGCCCCAGGUGAUAUCCGGAGCCAUAGGAAAUGUUUUAAAUGCUGUUAUCAAUUACAUCCUCCUCAGUGUUCUGGAUCUGGGGAUUGCCGGAUCCGCAGCUGCCAAUGCCAUCUCACAGUACUCCCUGGCUGUGUUCCUGUUUUUAUGCAUCUACAUCAAAGGGCUGCACAUACCUACAUGGGAUGGCUGGUCUAGAGAUUGCCUGCAAGAAUGGGGUUCCUUCCUCCACUUGGCCCUCCCCAGUAUGCUGAUGUACUGUCUGCAGUGGUGGUUGUAUGAGAUUGCAGGGUUCCUGGCUGGUGUCAUCAGUGAAACAGAGUUGGCGGCUCAGUCUGUAGCUUAUGAAGUGUCUACUGUCGUUUUCAUGUUUCCUGUAGGCUUUUCUGCUGCUGCCAGUGUUAGGGUUGGAAAGGCUCUUGGUGGUGGGAACACAGAACAAGCUAAGCUGUCCAGCAAGGUCUCCCUUCUCUGUGCAUUGAUUUUCUCAUGUUUCCUUGGAGCCGGUAUUGGUAUAGCCAAGGAUGUGAUUGGUUACAUAUUUACCACAGAGAGAGACAUUAUACAGAGGGUGGCUAAUAUCAUGAAGAUAUACAGUUUCAUCCAUGUUGCUGAGACUAUUGCGGGUGUGUCAGGAAGCAUUGUCAGGGGGGCAGGGAAGCAGAAGAUUGGUGCGCUGUGCAGCUUGGUGGGAUACUACCUCAUUGGGUUCCCGAUUGGAGUAUCUUUAAUGUUCCCUGUGAAAAUGGGAAUUUUUGGGCUUUGGACUGGGUUUUUAGUUAGUACUUCUUUACAGUCCAUGUUUUUUAUAACUUUCCUGUGUAAACUAAACUGGACGAAAGCCACUGAGGAGGCACUUGUAAGAGCAGGAGUCCAAAUUACAGAGAGGAAUACUAAUGUAGAAGAAAGGCCAGAGCCACUCAAUUCAGAUGAGAGGGCCUUGGGCGCAAUGGCCUUAUCCACCAGGCAGCUGGUGUUACGACGUGGUGCCACUGUGCUGCUAAUGUUCGUCAUCCUUGCUGCUGGAGUUAUCAUCAGCGAGAUUCUCAUCAGACGCCUUGAAAAGUGAUUGAAUAAUGUGUGCAGUACAAAACAAACAAACAAGUCUGCCUUUAGGAGUAUAUGUGACAUGUAUCAUAGUAAAGCAUAUCUUAUAAACCAGCUUAAUAUUUAUCACAGGAUGCUGUGAAGUUCUGUCUGCACCCAUAAUAUGAAGUAAUUAGGAUGACUGUGAAGACUGUGAAUUGCCCCAUCUCAACUAAUUCAUCAUUUAAAAUAUUCAGUCCAACUUUUACACAAUUUUAGGCCAUUUUGUUUUCUGCACUUAGUGCAUGAGAUGGCAAAUAGCAGCAUUAGAAUGAGCAGUAAUUACUGAGCUUUCUAAAAGUCAAACACGCUUCUUGGGGCUGAAUUAUAGCUUCAUUUCCUGACAUUACUGCACAAUCAAAAUGUCUUUAAAGCCACAGAAUAUUAUCUGCUUGCCAUUUCAGUAGUAGUAUUUGAGGUCAGUUUUCUAGCUCUUUCUAGAUCUAAUUUAAUCCAUAGUCGGAAAAAUAUAGUAAAUGAAAAGCCAAACUGAAAAUAGUUACUGUAUAGACAAGACGUUCUUUUUUAUAGGAACAUGCUGUGUAAGCUGAGCACCAAUCGAGACUGUGAAAUAAAUAAAAUUUCCCAUCCUACAAUUCAUAGCCUGAAUUGGUGCCGCAAUUAGAACCUAACAUGAUUAAAGGUUAUAUUUAGGCUACAGCACAUCUGUGGAAAGGUGCUUUCAUCAUCAAAAGGCAGAAAUGCUACUCUCUUGCUUGGUUUAUCUUGCGUUCCUUUGAUCUGUGUUGCCAAAUUUGAUGAUAAUGAAAGGCCUGUAUGUGCUCACUGUAACAUGCUGGCUGGAUAAAGACAUGUCACCCUGAGCAAAUCAACCACCUGUUCCCUCUGCCCGAGCAGAUAACCAGCUCACAGCUGAAGCCUGCUCAUAAAUAAAGGAUUCAACCUGCUUAACAAUGAACAGUCAACCAUGUGGGAUUUUGGCAUGAAUAUGUGGUGUUUGUACACAGCUAUUAAUUAAAUAAAUUGACUGUUUGUAUGUAAUAUCUAAGGUUAGCCUGGAAUCAGUUAGCGCAAAGGCUAGAAAGAGGAAUCACUGCUCAAAGAUAACAACCCCUAACAAUCUGCAUUUAAAUACCUCUAAAGCUCACUAUCUACUCAAUUGUGACCAGUGACUAUACCAGAGCCUGGCUCCUCCUUGUACAGUCUGUCCUAAAGCAAAGACAUGCUAUUGUGUUUGGGCCAGAUUUCAAUUAAUUCUUUUUUUGGAGCAAGUCAAGAACAAGUAAAUAAGAAAUCUGAUUUUUAUUUGAUUUUAAUCUGAACUCAACCAGCAUGAGAAGUUCCCAAAUUACGCUCAUAACAUGUUAAGUAAAUAGAAAACAGGGGAACAGGUUUUGGUUGCUCUAGCUUUAUUUUUGCUUUUUCUCAUCAAGCGUAUUCCCCUACUACAUUACUUUUAUUUUACUUGUGCUAAUGCUAAACCUUGAUGUUAAGCAGCUAAUGGAUGGUCACACAAGGCCCUGCACUUGCUACAGCUUGAUGUUUGCAACAGUACGGUUAAAAAAAAACUUGCAUAUUAAUUUAUCGUUAUUCAACAUGUAAAUCAGGUUUGAUUCAUACAAGGUUACAUCGUCAUCUGAGCUUCAGUCUUGCUCAUCAGUGGAGGUAUUGCCACAGGCUCCUCACAGAGACCAUAAUCUUGGUCUGCUCACCUCCAGAGACUGCAAUCAGUAACACGCUGCGGCGUCAUUAACAAGUGAAAAGUGACUGUCUAAAGAUUUGCUGUUAGUAUCUUUAGACUGCAACUUAGUCUCUUUACGAGUCUCAUAAUAACUUUUCAGGUGUUGUAACCACAAAGCACAAUAAUAUUCUUGAACCUCAGUUAAAUUAUGACUCCAAUUAAUGCAACAAUAUAAAGCCGGGACUGAGUUUAAAUGUUCAAAUUUAAAUGGAAAUAAAUAGAAAUAGUAAUAAAUGUUGAAACGAACACA
Maylandia zebra (zebra mbuna) is the source of this 3758-nucleotide messenger RNA. RefSeq names its product multidrug and toxin extrusion protein 1. Gene Ontology annotation, cellular component: membrane. Gene Ontology annotation, molecular function: antiporter activity; xenobiotic transmembrane transporter activity. Gene Ontology annotation, biological process: xenobiotic detoxification by transmembrane export across the plasma membrane. The record is from RefSeq and is a predicted model, not a curated record. Lineage: Eukaryota; Metazoa; Chordata; Actinopteri; Cichliformes; Cichlidae.